Ciona intestinalis (vase tunicate) is the source of this 937-nucleotide messenger RNA. RefSeq names its product exosome complex component RRP41-like. Gene Ontology annotation, molecular function: RNA binding. NCBI's taxonomy places the organism in Eukaryota, Metazoa, Chordata, Ascidiacea, Phlebobranchia, Cionidae. Gene Ontology annotation, biological process: rRNA catabolic process; U4 snRNA 3'-end processing; poly(A)-dependent snoRNA 3'-end processing. The record is from RefSeq and is a predicted model, not a curated record. Gene Ontology annotation, cellular component: nuclear exosome (RNase complex); nucleolus; cytoplasmic exosome (RNase complex).
AUUCUAUUGUUUGUCUUCAGACAGUUAACAUGGUAUAGUUAUAAAGUUCUGUAUUAAUAAGCAGAAUGGCGGGCUUUGAGUUAAUAUCGGAUGAAGGCUAUAGGUUUGAUGGAAGAAAGCCAAGUGAAUUAAGAAGAGUAAGAUGUAACAUGGGUGUGUUUACACAAGCUGAUGGUUCUGCUUAUAUUGAACAGGGUAAUACCAAAGUUCUUGCUGCCAUAUAUGGUCCACAUGAGGCAUCAAAUAACAUGAGGAGUAGGGUUUGCUUGGACAAAUGUUUUAUCAACUGUGAGUUUAGUCAAGCAAUGUUUAGCUCAGCAGAGCGAAAGAAAAGAUCCCGUGGCGAUCGAAAGGGAAAGGAUAUGUCGGCCCAUAUAAAACAAACAUUUGAAGCAGCAGUUCGUACACAGUUAUAUCCAAGAUCACAAAUUGACAUUUACCUACAAGUACUUCACUCUGAUGGUAGCUUGUAUUGUGCUUGUGUUAAUGCUGCUACACUUGCUCUCAUUGAUGCUGGUAUAGCUAUGAAAGAUUAUGUAUGUGCUUGUUCAGCAAGUUUAACUAAGGAAACUUCACUCAUUGAUAUCAAUCAUGUGGAAGAAUUAGCUGGAUGUGCUGAAUUCUCUGCUGCAAUCAUGCCCAAACUUGAUCAAAUCAUUUAUUCAGAACUAAAUGGCAGGAUUCAUCAAGAUGAGUUGGGUCAAUUAGUGGAUGCUGUAACAAAUGGAUGUAAAGAUAUUUUCGCAGUUAUUGAUCGAUUUGUAAGAAGUCGCUUAGAAGAAACUGCCUCGUAUUUCACACAUUCAUAACUUUUUGUACUUUGCAGUUGUUUUAAUCAUUUUCUUUUACAUUCUGCUCUUUGCGUGUUGCAGUAUUGUAUUAUGAGAUGUGUUUUUUAACGCUGCCUUUCUCAAUAAAAUACAACUUCAAUGUGAAA